AUGCCACUUUUGAAUAAAGUCURCUUCRGACCCCCAGGAGGACCAGGGUUACACGACCCAUGUGAGAAGGAGCUGACCAACACCCUGACGGCCAUGACAGACGAGGAGGCUGAGGCCAUCACCUACAAUGCACAGCACUCUCCUGAGACUGAUGGCGUUUGGUCAGAUCUACAAGGUGCUGGAGAUGGACCUCUACCCUCAGUAAACCCCAGAAGUACCCCUGGUCAGACAGGAGGGCUCCCGGCUAAAGAGGCCUUAGAGGACGGGCCCACGGACGACAAAGACCUCAUCAAGAAAAUGAAGAGGAACCUGAGGAAAGUCCUCGACAGCAAAGCAAUAGACACCAACCAACCAAUGAAUGCUCUGAUGCGUCUGAAUCAGAUACGUCCAGGUCUGCAGUACAAGCUGCUGUCCCAGUCCGGCCCGGUCCACGCUCCUGUCUUCACCAUGUCUGUAGACGUAGACAGCACUGUGCACGAAGCCUCAGGCUCCUCCAAGAAAACCGCCAAGCUGCAUGUUGCUGUGAAGGUCCUUUCAGGCGAUGGGUUACCCUACAGGGUUUGAUACGGACCUGGACUGCAGUGCAGACGAGAAGUCAGACGGAGAGGGGAGAAGUGAAUCGUCCACACA
Messenger RNA from Salvelinus sp. IW2-2015, 630 nucleotides. The record is from RefSeq and is a predicted model, not a curated record. Lineage: Eukaryota; Metazoa; Chordata; Actinopteri; Salmoniformes; Salmonidae.